Messenger RNA from Symphalangus syndactylus (siamang), 1053 nucleotides. RefSeq names its product testis-specific Y-encoded protein 3-like. Gene Ontology annotation, cellular component: nucleus. The record is from RefSeq and is a predicted model, not a curated record. NCBI's taxonomy places the organism in Eukaryota, Metazoa, Chordata, Mammalia, Primates, Hylobatidae. Gene Ontology annotation, biological process: nucleosome assembly.
AUGCGUCCUGAGGGCCCGCUGACCCACGGGUGCAAUAAAGCCCGGCAGGGUUCCUGUGGCUUGGGUCCGGCAGCACAGGCCUCGGUCAGUGGGAGUGCGGAGGAGGGCACCGUCUUCAGGAUGGAGGCUCUACAGGAGGGGGCGGCCGGGGUGGAGAGUGAGCAGGCGGCUUUGGGGGAGGAGGCGGUGCUGGUGUUGGACGACAUCAUGGCGGAGGUGGAGGUGGUGGCCCAGGAGGAGGGCCUCGUGGAGCGGCAGGAGGAGGCCCAGCGGGCACAGCCUGGCGCUGGGCCCAUGACCCCAGCGUCUGCACUGGAGGAGCUGCUGGCCGUUCAGGUGGAGCUGGAGCCGGUUAAUGCCCAAGCCGGGAAGGCCUUUUCUCGGCAGAGGGAAAAGAUGGAGCGGAGGCGCAAGCCCCACCUCGACCGCAGAGGCGCUAUCAUCCAGAGCGUCCCUGGCUUCUGGGCCAAUGUUAUUGCAAACCACCCCCAGAUGUCAGCCCUGAUCACUGAGCAAGAUGAAGACAUGCUGAGCUACAUGAUCAACUUGGAGGUGGAAGAAGUGAAGCAUCCCGUUCAUCUCUGCAAGAUCAUGUUGUUCUUUCAGAGUAACCCCUAUUUCCAGAAUAAAGUGAUUACCAAGGAAUAUCUCGUGAACAUCACAGAAUACAGGGCUUCUCAUUCCACUCCAAUUCAGUGGUAUCCGGAUUAUGAAGUUGAGGCCUAUCGCCGCAGACACCACGACAGCAGCCUUAACUUCUUCAACUGGCUUUCUGACCACAACUUCGCAGGGUCUAAUAGGAUUGCUGAGAUCCUAUGUAAGGACGUGUGGCGCAAUCCCCUGCAAUACUACCAGAGGAUGAAGCCACCUGAAGAGGGAACAGAGAUUUCAGGGGACUCCCAGAUGCUGAGUUGAAUAUGAUGGAGCAUCGGACUUUACCUAAAACAGCAGAACUCCUGAAAACUUACUACAGUAUGCAGGAUGUCAGUACUCACGGUCUUAUGCGCGGGAACUAAAGGAAAAACAGAUCCAGUCACAAAAAAUCAGACAGGC